GUGUAUGCGUUUAGACUGCAGUGGAUGGGACAAAGGUUAGUUCACUACAAGGUCGAGUAAAACUAGUACUACGGUAAACGAAAAAAGGAAGUGGAAUAUUGCUCACUCGGAUUUCGAGGAACGCAGUCCGGUGUGGGAAGUUGGAAUGGAUAUAUAUACUCAUGAAAUUCGACAGAGUAAGCAGUUGAGUUAACGUCAGAACACCGGGAGUAUUCGUGUGAUAUCCACAUCGUCGUCUGCGAUUGAUGUGUAUGAAUUGCAGCUGCUCUGUGUAGUGCGUGCUGUGGUGCUCAACGCGUCGUCACUGAGCUCAUUAUCCGAGGAGGAAAUUCUAAGACCUUCCGAUUCCUGGAAAUCGCGGCUUGCGGUCCGGGCGCAGUAAUAGCUCAGCGCACACGUAACAAGGCCUCUUCAGUCUACGCAGUAAAAGCACUGCGGCGGGAGGCUCAUACCGUUUGUUACCGUCAACGAAGCAAGUCGGAGAGAGGAGAAAUUGCUGAGAUUUUAUUCGGGAUUAUUUCUUGGCGUUGAUGUGCGGGGGAGUGCUGCAGUCGCCAAUCGGUGUCGAUAGAGUACUGUGUGAAGAGCGAGUUUGUGCCGUACAGGGCCUGAUGCCGCCCGGUACCAUGUCUCACCAUCAUCACCAGAACUCUCUGGUGUCCACACAUAGUGGCACGAACCAAAGGAGUACUGAGGACGAUCUGGAGCGCCUUAGCUCGGCCGUCGGUACCUUACAGACGUCUGGCUGGUACCAUGGUGCUAUGAACUUUGCUGAGGCCAAGCGGAAACUCAGACACUGCGACAUCGGUACUUUCUUGGUCAGAGACAGUUCCGACCCGAAUUACCUGUACUCACUGAGCGUCAAGACACCGAGGGGUACCACCAGUGUACGGAUCGAGUAUGCGUACGGUAAAUUCACGCUGGACUCGGAGGAGGCGCUUCGACGACUCGCGCCAAGUUUCGAUUGCGUGGUCAAACUUUUACACCACUACAUGCCCAAGAUGAAUUCCGCGGGGAAGAAAAACAGAGACAAAGAGGAACAGAAGAGGAGCAUCGAGAGCGGUAAUAACAGGAACAACAACGCCGGUCAGUUUGUCUGGUUAGAGCCGUCCGGUCGUAGAGACAUCGCAGCUCAAAUCAUCAAGCCUCUACGGUCUCAAGUGCCCAGUUUAGAGCAUCUAUGUCGGGUGUCUCUGAACCGUUACGUGGAACCCAGACACCAAGCGGACCUGCCCUUGCCUGGCAAACUAAAAGGCUAUUUGAAGCAGUACCCAUUUGAUCAAUGAUGAAGGGAAACUGAACCACGAACGAACUUGGGCGAGAUUUCUUCAUCAAUGAACGUUCUUGGAAGAACUUUAAGACUGAACAAAGUUCCCGAGCGCUAUACGUGCCAAGGUAGAUGAGUAGCUGAUUCGGCGUCUAUGUUGGGAAUAGCAGUCUGUGACUAUGAAAACACGGUUUUUAAGACCACCUGCUGAAAGUCCACCAAGUCACAUUCAAGUUGAGUUCAUGACCUGUUUCCCAUUUGCCACCACCCCUGCGGCCUUGACUUGCCCCCCUUCGUCGCCCGGCUAUGACCCCAUCACAUCGAGGAUGUCCCGACCUGCCGUUCGACCGCAGCCUGAUGAGGUGACUAGAAGGCCGGUCUACUUUGAAGCGAGGGGAAAACCGCGUCCAACAUCCUGUUUACCCGUAGUUGAACAAGGUGUGUGUUCCAGACCACAUGCGCAGCACAAAGGGUCAAUCCAACGUGCCUUAUAUUUCAUAAUUAUCUUUGGAUAUCAAAAUGUAACUCUAAAACAAAAGAAAUGUAAUGGAAAAGGUUUUCUUUUAAUCGUCAAACCGAUACGCCCGUACGUCUCUCAUGCUUGACGUUAAUCGGUGUGCCAAUAAAAAAAAACUUUUCCAAACUGUAUUUUUUUGUAAAACAGCCAAUGUAAUAUUAUUCAUACAUACAAAUAUUUCUCAUUCCGAGAAACGAGAACGGUCACAGAAAAUAAUUGAUUGAAUGGAAGGUUACCAAGUUGCAACAGGCGCCUUUCGAAAGUUGUACCACAAGUAAAUUCUAAUGCAUUUCACAACCUGCUGUUUUGUCAGUUUUGGUAGUCUGUUUCAGAUCAACAUUCCACUGUUCAUUCUUUGAAAAUGAAAACUGGAAUUAAACUUGGACUGGUCGCUCGGUCGCUUAAUCAAUUCAUGUUACAUGUACAUGUAGUAGUAUUACUGAAUAAUUUCCAGAAUAUUUUUAUCACUGUGAUGUGUGAAUUAUUGUCCAACACUCGUAAUGUUUUUAUUGUCACUUGCAGACCACGGUCAAGGUCUGGACAGAGACCUUUACUUUCAAAGUUUUAGAACACCAGGAUGUGAUUGUAACUUCGAGUGUGAAAACUUGAACUAAAUUUUGCGUAGAAGCAGUGAUAACAAAAAUCACUGGAAAAGGACCAAAGUCCAGAGGUUGCUUCUAUUUUAGAACUGAUACAAAAUUCCCAUUGAAAGCACAAUGACAUGUAAUUUUAAGCUCGAGCGAUUUUCCUGGAACCCUUUAGCGAAUCCGACAAAUGGAUAUCCGUGUUGGUGAUACAGUAGAUAGAUUUGAUUAUAAUUCAAAAGUUAAUGACAAUAGUUGUUGCACAGGAUAUGGAGUAAUACGGAUGUAACGAAAUGUUAAGAACUGACGUACAUGUAUUUGAUUUUGGGCCUUUGUGUAUUUCCCUGGUAAUGUAUUUUUUCUUCACAAGAAUGGUACAAUCAUUCAAUUUGUGAUUCAGAGAAAAACUCUACCUAAUUUGUUGUGAAUCAAUUAAUGAUCCAUUGUAUUGGUAGGAAGCAAAUGGAACACGUCCACAUUAACCUCCAAUCCUUCCCACGAACAAGAGAUAAUUUGGCCCCGAUUUUCUGUUACCAGGAAAAACACAACGGUACACUUUGUGCAUUUCGCGGGGUGUUAUCAAUGUGUUACGCAACGUUUCUACUCUUGUUCCUUUGUUGUGGGGUGACGUGUUCCGCUUUCUCACAAAGGCAACAAGAGGGAUCUUAAGAGGGCAGGGACAAAAUGGCCACAGUCCAGAGUGGACAAUAAUGGACGUUGGUGCAAUUUUGUUGGCAGUCGGGGGGUCACCGCAAACAAUGAGAAGACUUCCUGUAGGCUCCUUUGAAGUAUGUGAGUGACCGUUUCCUUGAAGAAAGGACAAUUCCUUUGCGGUUUUUCUUAUCACAAUGGUUGAGGGGACACGUUUCGACCCGUCUCAGAAGUUUCGCAAUUUUCAUUUCGGCCAUGAUGAUAAAAAAUCUUACAAAGUUCUUAUUUUGAUAAUUGAAGUUGAGAUUCUCUGAUUGAGUUACACCAUGGAGGUACACUUUUCCAUUUAACUUUGAAUAUCACGAGGACAUCAAGACUAUUGCAAUACAUGUAUGUCAUUAGUGGCUUUUUUAUCUAAAAACCGGAAAGUACAUAAGCGAACCAUGUUUUUGAGAAGAGUACAAUUUUCAUGGACCUUUAUUUAUAUUCGUAGUACAUGUACAUUGCAUACAGCCCGGCAUUAUCUUAACCAAAAAAAAUGAAAGAAUUACUUAAUCGAGAAAAAAACACUAAAAAAAGUUUGGCAUUGUAUCAAAAAAAGUUCUUUGUACAACCUUGGACCGCUUGAUUGGUGUUCCCUGAUCAGACAAAACCAUGGCGAUCCGAUGUAUUUCCUGCAAGUUAUGUCCGCUUAAGGAUAUGUUUUUAAGGACCGUUUUAAGGAAAGUCUGAUACGAAAUUUUCUACCUUUAUUUAUCUUGGGUAAAAUGCCGGAAGUUAUUUCAUGACUUGUACAUGUAUUACAAUGACUAUUCAGAUUGUCAUUGAAACAAACAGAAACAAAUAGGAACCCAUGUGAGCAAAAUGUAUUUGGAACAGUAGAUGAAUUGGCUUAAUUAAACAAGUAUUUAUAAUUGUGUAAAACGGUACAAUAACCCAGCUUGUUGGAAGUCACAUCCCGCAAUGUUAUUGCUAUCUUUAAUCAAGAAAGGGAAUUAUUUCUCAGGUACAUUAUACGGUAAAUCCGCCAGAUAACGAUAAUUAAUUGAUAUGUUUCUGACGGCUGUACGGCCGGGUUCGUGUGCGACAGCCCGCGUAUUAUUAUAGCGUAGCCAUUACAAGCGCGCUGAUGGAAAUGAGUUCCUGGAAAAAUGGCACGCUGCAUGCAUAGCGGAGUGAAUUGCUCGGCCAGCCGUGCCUAUAGACUUGGUUAUGCAUUAUAGUUAUAGGGUAGUAGCGCUGGUAAUAUAAUGUACACCUGACGCGAUUGUGUCUGACAUGGCAUGCAGGUUCUCGUAAGCCGUCCUUGGCGGUUUUCCUACCCAAUCUCUUUUACCUGGAAAGCCGCAUAUAUUUUUUGAUUGAUUUAGAGACAUGACUAUCUCUGUUUAAUCUAUGCGUGGUCGGUCGUUGUGGCUCGCUGGACAUGUGACAAAUAUUUGUGGAACAUUUUUCUUGAAUCCCCUUUCAUGUUUGAGUCUGCGCCACAUCCGAUCUUGUCUUUUAUGGCUGUCAAUCACGCAUAUUCUCGCGAGACACGAAAUUGUACAAUUGUGAUAUCCAGUCUAAACGUUUAAAUUGUUGAAAAUGUACUUCUUAACAUUGUUUCUGUCUAGUCAACCUUAAUACCGGUUGCUUUGUCAAAAACAAUAGUUAGACUUGCUAUUACAAGUGAUUUUUUAAACAUGUUUACCGAAUACUCUUCAGUAUAUUUACAAGUAUAUUUUACCGCAAGAUCUGUUGUGUCACACGCUGUGGUUUGCUAUAUAUUUUCCCAAGGUUGAUUCCAAGAAAUGUUUACAGUUGCGGAAGUAAAGGACAUUGAACCUUCUCACAAGACAAGGAAGUCAGAAGUAUCCAACAAAUAGGAAUUGUUUUUCUGGAAAUGAGAAAUGGUCGCCAUUAACUAAUUUUGCAUUUGGUGAGAAAAAAAACAUGUUUCUGGAAUUUUACAUUGUAAAAUGCAAAUUUAUUGCUGACUUAUAUGAAUAUGUAAAUAAUGUACAUAAUGCUGUACAGUUACUAUAUUUAUACAACGUACGAGGAUAGUACAAAGUUAUAUACAAAUUUUGCAAGGUGUAUGUAAUUGAUAUCGCUGUUUUUUUUAAAUGAAAUGUUGACUUCACAAGUGCAAUAUAGUUCGUUCCAAAAAUAAUUAAUAAAAGAUGUUCAUGUUCUACAAGAUUAAAACGAGGAGUGACACGUCAUGUUAUAUAAGU
Molecule: messenger RNA, 5238 nt
Organism: Patiria miniata (bat star)
Lineage: Eukaryota; Metazoa; Echinodermata; Asteroidea; Valvatida; Asterinidae
Product: suppressor of cytokine signaling 2-like
Exons: 1
Coding region: 531-1286 (251 amino acids)
Biological process (GO): phosphatidylinositol phosphate biosynthetic process; intracellular signal transduction
Cellular component (GO): phosphatidylinositol 3-kinase complex
Molecular function (GO): 1-phosphatidylinositol-3-kinase regulator activity
Source: RefSeq, a predicted model, not a curated record